AAAAGAUCUGAGAAGAAGGGCCGGCAAGAGAAAGAAACGGCGCCUUCUUUUGUUUUUGUUUUUUGGAUUUUUUUUUUUUUUUUGCUAAAAUGACGACGUUAGUGUUGGAUAACGGAGCCUACAAUGCCAAAAUCGGUUACAGCCAUGAAAAUGUAUCGGUUGUUCCUAACUGCCAGUUCAGGUCAAAAACAGCACGUCUUAAAACGUUUACUGCUAACCAGAUAGAUGAAAUAAAGGACCCUUCUGGACUCUUUUACAUCCUUCCCUUUCAGAAGGGUUACUUGGUGAAUUGGGAUGUUCAAAGACAAGUUUGGGAUUACCUUUUUGGAAAAGAAAUGUAUCAGGUUGAUUUUUUAGAUACUAAUAUUAUUAUCACAGAACCAUAUUUUAAUUUCACCUCAAUUCAAGAAUCCAUGAAUGAAAUCCUAUUUGAAGAAUACCAGUUCCAAGCAGUAUUAAGAGUAAAUGCUGGGGCUCUCAGUGCACAUAGGUAUUUCCGAGAUAAUCCUUCCGAAUUAUGCUGUAUCAUUGUGGAUAGUGGAUAUUCCUUUACACAUAUAGUCCCUUAUUGUAGAAGUAAAAAGAAAAAAGAAGCAAUUAUUCGGAUAAAUGUGGGAGGAAAACUCCUAACCAAUCACCUGAAGGAGAUCAUAUCUUAUAGGCAGUUACAUGUUAUGGAUGAAACCCAUGUGAUUAAUCAAGUGAAAGAAGAUGUCUGCUAUGUCUCUCAGGACUUUUAUAGAGAUAUGGAUAUUGCUAAGUUGAAAGGAGAAGAAAAUACAGUAAUGAUAGACUAUGUUUUGCCUGACUUUAGUACAAUUAAAAAGGGCUUUUGUAAGCCAAGGGAAGAGAUGGUGUUAAGUGGAAAAUAUAAAUCUGGGGAACAAAUUCUUCGUCUGACCAAUGAAAGAUUUGCUGUUCCAGAAAUACUUUUUAAUCCUUCUGAUAUAGGCAUUCAAGAAAUGGGAAUUCCAGAAGCUAUUGUCUAUUCAAUUCAGAACUUACCCGAAGAAAUGCAGCCACAUUUUUUUAAGAACAUUGUUUUGACAGGAGGAAAUUCCCUUUUCCCAGGAUUUCGGGACCGGGUUUACUCAGAAGUUCGAUGUCUCACUCCCACAGAUUAUGAUGUUUCUGUUGUGCUGCCUGAAAACCCUAUUACUUACUCCUGGGAAGGUGGAAAAUUGAUAUCAGAGAAUGAUGAUUUUGAAGAUAUGGUGGUAACAAGAGAAGAUUAUGAAGAAAAUGGGCAUAGCGUCUGUGAAGAGAAAUUUGAUAUUUAAAUAACAUUUCUGAAUGAAAGUUUUGACUGGUUGCAACAAAGGUUUAAUUUAAAUGUUCUUUUUAAAGGAGGUUAAGGGCCUGUGCUCCCUUUUAUCUUAAGAUAAAGACUUGAACUUAUGUAAAUACUUUGAUCCAUGGCUAAUUUUCAAAGGUUUCUAAGGUAGAUUAUUAAGUGAACUGUAACUUGGCCGAUAUAUUUUCAUCUAGGAGCUAGACUACUGUAACAAUGCUUAUGUUGUUUCUGAGAGUAGGUUAUCUUACAUUAGAAAAUGGAAGAGUGAAUGCAUUUUAAGUUUCAUUCUUCAUAGCUGAAAGCAGAAACUUAACUGUCUCACUAGUCAGUUUUCUUUCUGAGGUAAUUUUGUGUGACUUUGACUCAGAAUUGGCCAGUGCUUUCAGUCUGAUAGGAUUUCUCUCUCUCUUAGAACCAAAUAUUUUACUUUAAAGUUGUCCUUUUAUUUGCAUAUACUAAAGUUGGAAAGACCAGUCAUAUGGGUUUCAUGUUUAUUUUUUACUUAGAGUACGUUUGAAAGGGCAGAGACUAAAACCUAUUUACUGAAGUGUUUUUGGUCACUACUCUGUUGGCAGAAAUGUACUAUUUCACUCAUAAAAAUACCGCACCAUUUUUUUGAGAGGAAACUAAAUUUGAAGUUAACUUGGGUUGUUCAAAAACUUUAUACAAAUGCUAGUGUUUAGUUUUAAAAAUUCUUAUGUAAUGUACAGUAUGUAAGGUGUCAAAGGCUAUGGCUGUUCAAUUUAGGGAAACGACAUACAGUGACAUUAACAAAGGGGGCAGGUAGGCUCCUUUGAUUGCAGACAGUAAAAACUCCUUAGGGCUAUCCUAAGCAAAACAGCAUUUAUCUGCAGGACAAAGAGCAGCUCAUAAAAUCUGUGAAAAAGCUAGGCCACCCUGACUGUGUGGCUCAGUGGAUUGGGUGUCGUCCUGCAAACUGAAAGGUGGCUGGUUCAAUUUCCAGUCAGGGCACAGGGCUGGGUUGCAGGCCAGGUCCCGGUUCAGGGUAUUUGAGAGGCAACCGAUUGAUGUUUCUGUCUUGUAUCAGUGUUUCUCUCCCUCUCUUCCUCGCUCCCUUCCUCUCUCUCUAAAAAUAAAUAAAUAAUCCUUAAAAAAAAAAAAGAAAAGAAAAAGCUAGACCAACAGCCUUAAGAGUGUAAACCAGAUAAACUUAGGCAUCUAGGUUAUAUAAACUAGGGGACAAUCCAUAUAGAGCCCUGCCAUCAAAAUAGCUCAGCUUCUGUAUUUUCUGUUUGGCCUUAUACUCAAUAUUCAAAUUCCAACAAUCAUUUUUCUCAAGUUAGGAUCAUGCAUCUACCCUAUAGCUUUAGGGGCUUUGACAGUCUUAUUAAGACCACUUACAGUGAAAGAAGGAAGAUUCCCAAAGGAAAAUUAAUGUGAAGAGACAGAUGUUGAGCUGUGUACAACAAUUAUAUAUUGGAUUAUGUUGGGUUAGGGCCAGGUUGCUCCUUCCUAGACCUAGGUUGGUUAUUAUUACAGAGUUGUAGAUGGAGUGUGUUUGUCUGAUACCCAGUUAUUGUCAUUUGUGAACAGUGUAGCAGAAAGAUGCUGGUGGUAGAAAAGAAGCUUUUGCAACCAUACAUUGUAAGAGUGCUAGAAUUUCAAGGUGAUGUGGUUAGAGGUAAAACGAUAAGCCCCCAUUUACAGGGUUUUCCUUGACUUGUUAGUAUCUCAUCUGAGACAGACAGACAGAAUACUGUCAUUACCAACCAGAUGUUUACCUGUGAGGGCAUUCCUCAAAGCUGCACUCCCAAAACAUACCCUCACCUGAAGUCUUCUGUUAUGUUCUACUGAGAAUGAUGCAUGUGUGUUCAUGUCCUUACUACAGUACACUGUAAUUUCUGUAUACAGUGUAGGUCUCCUAGUAUUCCUUUUUGAGACCACAAAAAUUCAUGAAAAAAAACUUCACCCAAGGAUAUUUCCAUUGAUUUUUAGACAUAGGAAGGGAGAGGGAGAGAGAGAGAAACAUUGAUGUGAGAGAGAAAUAUCGAUCGGUUGCUUCCCACAUGUACCCCGACUGGGGAUCAAACCCGCAACCUAGGUACGUGUGCUGACUUAUUUUUAUUUGAGGGGUGCUUAACACCACUAGAGAGGCACCAACGCCAACAAACAAUAGUGAACCCCUAGGGAGUAAAAUAAGCAAAAGGAACUUUACAAGUAAUAAGUAAUAUUCUCUAAGAGACUGGUGAUGGAAUUGGAUGUAUUACAACAAUAGGUUGCUGUUGUAACAGUGGGGAAUUGUAACCCACCCCAUCGUUCUUUUGACAUUGUUUCUGUAAAUGCUGACUCUAAUAAGUAGCCUGUAGAUAAAUAGCAUGUUUGUAUAAGGGUCCUAGGCACUAACUUCAAAAGAUACAGUCUCUGACCUUCUGGCAUCCAAGCUCCAAGCCAUGUGCUGACUGUUUGCCUUUGGAGCCAGGAUGACGUGGAGCCAGGGUGACUAAACCAGGAUGGUGCACACUGGACCGUCACUUGUCUUAUUGGAAUGGACUAGACCCAUCUGCACGUUGAGAGCUUUUUAACCCCCUCCCUUGAUCUCUUUCUUCUGCUUCCCCUCUGGCUCCUUAUAAAAACCUCUGCCUGCACUGAAAUGUGGACAUAGGUAUUGAGACACGAGUCCUCCAUGUUCCAGGUGACUGGCAUCUGAAUAAACCAUUUUCCUUCACAUUAGCACCUGUCUCACAAGUUUGGCGUUCAUAGCAGCAGGAAGUCAUACCUGCAUUCAUUUACACUGUAACAAAGAUAGAUUGUAGAAACUGAAAGUAGGGAUUACUUAUGCUCAAUUGGUGCGUUGAAUAGCAGAACAGACACUACUAGACUGAAAAACAGAAAGCUGAGAGAAUUUUCCCAGAAUGUAGCACAAUUCGGCAAGGACUGGGAUGGCUGGGGAAAGAGGCUGAUUAAUAUCCACAGUAUCGGUUGGCUAUGCUGUCCACCUAGAGCCCUUUUUGUAGAAGAGGACUCUGAUGAGCUCUCAGAACACAAAUAUCCUUGCACUUGUGGCUUACUCUGAGAUGCCCAUUCAUAUGCUUCUUUCCUAAAGCUUCUAGUUCCCAGGUUUCUUGUCUUUAGUUGUCAUAUCUGGGGUCCUUCAGUUAACCCAUUAGCCAUUAUUUCCGGCCAUAUUUUUAUGCAAACUGAACAACUGGAAAUGCUGCCCUCAGUUUUGCUCCGAGGUCAUGUCCCUUCCCACUGUCAGUCAGGCAUGUGCAGCAGCAAGCUGUGCUCAAGCGGAAGUGGUAUACACAAGUUGGGACUCAGGUUGGACAAGUCAAUCGCAUGAUCUUGCUGAGAGUACUUACUCAUACUGCACUAUUUACCUUUCCCUCAACUCACGUCUGUGAUGUCCUGGAGGUUCCCUAAUACCACCGAGGGAGAAUUCAAACCUGGUUUAUAAGUGGUUCUGCAUGAAAUGGCUGGCUCUAGCCAGAAGUGGAGUGUUGGCAUAGAUCAACUAUUGAAUUGUACACCUGUGAGAGAAUCAGACGACAAAGAGUUGCCUAAUAGUGUCACCGAUGACAGAAUUGUCAGGUGACAGAGUUGGAGCUACAAGACCAACUUUCCGCGUUUUGUGUUCACAAUCUUCCUGGCACAGAAGCAAUCGUAUAGUAAAAGCACCUCCAAUUCCACUUGUAGAGCAUGUGGGAGGAAAGAUUUCCAGGGAAAAAAGUCUCAAGAAUGGUUUUCAAUCUUGAACAUCAUGUAUAUAAAUGGGAGAGAAGUGUUGUCUGAACACUUAUUUCUUGGAGUUAGAAAACCUUUUUACCUGGAUAGUGCCUGAGAAUGAAUAACCUAAGACUAAGCAGUAAUAAGCACUAUGAAUCAGGCUGUCAGUUCUCAUAGAAAUUUAUAAAUAUUGUAUCAGGAGGUAGGCUGUACAAUGAGCAGAGCUGGAUUUUAUUUAUACAGGGGAAAAUGGUUUGCACAUAAUAAGUCCUUCAAAAGGUUUAGCCUAAAAUUGAAUGACAACACCUUUGGGAAUUCUAUUUAAGCCUAAUAACUGUAAUUUAUGGAGCUGUCACUAGGUGGAGUGGCACUUCUGGGUUAGUAAUGCCUCAACCUUCAAAACCAUUCAGUGGAAGGCAUUUUUUUUUCUUUGUAAACAAGUUUAAUUGAAUAGUGGUAUAUGUGAUGAAAAUAAGCCCCAUUAGGAAAUGUCAUUCCAUUUAAAUAGCAAUAAACCAUUUCAAGCAUUGCCGAACCACCCUAACUUCUAGUAAUUCUACUAUUUCUACAUUGGAUUUUACCUUAAUCUAGGGUACUCAUUUGCUAACAUUUUCCUUUCUGAACGCAAAUAGGUCACUAGUAAAUCCAGAUCUCCAACUCCAGAGCCCAUUCUCUUACUGUCUGCCAUCCUACCUGCUCUCCCUCAUGCCUUUGAUAUUUCUGGUCUUAUAAAUACAAACCUAUGAGUGUAUAUUUUUACUCUAGAGAUUAAAAGAAAAACUGAGGCUCAGAGAGAAGAUGUUUACUUCAGGUUAUAUGUAGUCUUCUAAUCACCAGAUACAAGGACACUGUAAUAGACUUAAUGCACUCCUCAAAAUGCCAGCCAUUCAUGGUGAUGGGGAGAAAUUCCCCACCCGAUUUACACAGAACAUUAAAUAGCAAUUUUCCUAGUAAGGAGACUUUCCCCCACACAUACCUCCAGUUGAGAGAGAAGGGUUGCGGGGGAGAGAGGAAGGAGGGAGGGAGGGCGGGAGGAGGAGAAAGGAAAGGAGGGAAGAAAGAAGAAAAGCCGUAAAAUACUCUAGACUAAAGAAUUAGAGAAGGCAAAAUCAUGGUUUUAGAGAUUCAUGAAUUUUAAGUUUGUAGAUUUUAAAAUCCUUUCUAAGUCUCACCCUAUUUAAAUGAUUCACGGUGUUUAAGUUAUAGUAGCCUAUGGGGGUAGCUUAAAAAUCACAUAUGCUAAAGAAAAUGCAUGUUUUUCGAGAACUCACGUAUGAAAUGUUCCUUUUCUGUAAAAAAAAUUCUAAAGAUAUUAAAUAUACCAGAUCGCUAA
Messenger RNA from Artibeus jamaicensis (Jamaican fruit-eating bat), 6314 nucleotides. RefSeq names its product actin related protein 6 (gene ACTR6). Gene Ontology annotation, cellular component: Swr1 complex. Lineage: Eukaryota; Metazoa; Chordata; Mammalia; Chiroptera; Phyllostomidae. The record is from RefSeq and is a predicted model, not a curated record. The transcript is spliced from 11 exons. Bases 90 to 1280 code for a protein of 396 amino acids. Gene Ontology annotation, molecular function: nucleosome binding.